Molecule: messenger RNA, 2513 nt
Organism: Eriocheir sinensis (Chinese mitten crab)
Lineage: Eukaryota; Metazoa; Arthropoda; Malacostraca; Decapoda; Varunidae
Exons: 2
Coding region: 174-2375 (733 amino acids)
Biological process (GO): proteolysis
Molecular function (GO): cysteine-type endopeptidase activity
Source: RefSeq, a predicted model, not a curated record
AUUUGACAUAGAGAGGCAUAACUAAUUUAGUCACCCUGUCGUCAACACCACCACCAUCACCACCACCUCCAGUCAACACCACGUCAACACCACGUCAACACCACUACUAACAUCGGUGCUACGUGGAUUUCUCUUUCUCUUUAACUUUGAAGGUAAGGCCCCCGCGGCCCUACAUGGUCGGCAGCGUGUCGGCCGGGAUGCAUCGCUUGGCUGAGCUCCUCGGGUGGCGGCGGUGGCGCGGCGAGCUGCCAAAGUCGGCGGGUGACAGGGCCAGCCGGCGCAGGCUGUUGCGGCGGCGGAAGAAGAAGAGGGCGCAGACACAGGAGGAGCAGUGGGAGCACCCACAGCAGGCACAGCAGACACCGCAACCACAGCGGGAACCACAGGCCCAGCAAGAGCAGCAGGUACAGGAAAUACCGGUGGUACAGCAGGCACCGUUGGUACAGCAGGCACCGCUUGUACAGCAGGCACCGCUGGUACAGCAGGCACCGCUGGUACAGCAGGCACCGCAGGUACAGCAGGCACCGCUGGUACAGCAGGCACCGCUGGUACGGCAGGCACCGCUGGUACAGCAGGCAUCGCUGGUACGGCAGGCACCGCUGGUACAGCAGGCAACGCUUGUACAGCAGGCAACGCUUGUACAGCAGGCAUCGCUGGUACAGCAGGCAACGCUUGUACAGCAGGCAGCGCAGGCCCAGAAGGCACCGCAGACCCUGCAGGAGCAGGAGCAGGAGCGUGAGGCGGAGCCUGAGCAUGAGAGUGACAGCGGCGACGACAGCGCCUCGUGUGUGUGCAGCACGCCGCGGGCGACGCCCCUGCCGUCUCUGGCAUCCUCCAGCGACCUGGACGACGAAGUGUUCGAGGACGAGGAGACGCUCUCCCUGACUCUUCCCGCGGCGCCGCCCCCGCAGCAUUACUCGCCCCGCGACCACCACUCCCGCGGCCACCACGCCGACAGCGUGGCGUUCCCUGCCUGCCGCCGGCACUCCAAGACGCUGCCCGCCGAGCUUCUGCAGCUGCCGACCAUCCUAUGGGAGGGGCAGCCGCCGCAGGAGGGUGUCCUCGGCCACGCCAGGCACAAGAAUGACCCCGACGUGGCCAUCAGCCUGCCACACACAGCGCCGCCCUCGCCGCAGCCGCCGCCGCCGCGGGUGCCGGAGGUCACGUUUGACGAGCAGGCCGUGCGGGCGGCCCGGGCCAGGCCGGCCAGCCCUUGCUUCGCCCCCAGGAAGGCGCCCUUCACGGUGAAGUACACCAAGGUGUACGGCGAGGCGGACUUAGCCUACAACAACGACUCUCGGCCGCGCGGCCUCGUGUUCGUGUGCAACUUCAAGUACUUUGCGAACAACAGAUACAGUCCGCGCGUGGGCUCCGAGAAGGACUUCGAGAACCUGGUGAGCCUGUUCACGCAGAUGGGCUACAACCCCGAGCACCGCCGCCGCCGCUUCUGCCUGACGGGCCGCGUCAGCAAGGCGGACUUCCUGCAGCGGCUGCGGGAAUUCGCGGUGGAGGCGAAGCACAAGCAUCUGUGCUCCUGCGUGGUGAUCCUGAUGAGCCACGGCACCGGCCCGCGCACCUUCGUCACCUCCGACAACCUCGCGGUGGACCUCCUCGACGUCUACAAGAUCUUCGACAACAUCAACUGCCCCAACCUGAAGGGCAAGCCCAAGAUCUUCAUCCUGCAGUUCUGCCGCGGCGAGGAGCCCGCCGCCGCGGCCCGGCAGGAGGCGCCGUCGCCGGACAGCCCCGGAAAUCAGGCGCGGCGGCAGGUGAGCGACGAGCUGCUGGAGAAGAUGGUGAAGAGGCAGGUCAGCCUCAUCCUGCGGGACUACCUCAGGGAGCGGCCCGCCCUGCUGGGCCCCGGGGGCGGCGACGACGGCCUCGCGCUGCGGCACAUCAAGGAGCACAGCCGCCAGGCCUCGCUGGCCUCGCUCGCCUCCGUCAUCCAGGAGGCCGAGGGCAGCGAGGACGGCGACGCUGCUAGCGUGGCGGGCGGCGGGGGCGGAGGCGGGGACGGGCCGCAGCACUACGAGGCGGACACGAGCGUGAUCGCGGCGCUGCCCGCGGCGGGGCUGCAGCGGUACUCGGACAUGUACUCCAUCUUCUCCACGUCGCCGGGCGAGCUGUCGCACCGCCACCCCGCCAAGGGCUCGCUGCUGGUCCAGGCCGUCUGCCACGUGUUCGCCGAGUACGCUUACCAGGACGACAUCGACACGCUGGUGCGCCGCGUCUCCACCUACAUGACCAAGACGCUGCAACGCGACGACCCCAUCACCGUGCCGCGCCAGACCUGCGAGCGGACCAACAACGGCCUCGACAAGCUCUUCUACUUCAACCCCUUCGAGAUGGAGCAGAACAGGCAGCUCACCAUCUGAGCCGCGACCACGCCGGCCGCCACCACGGCACACUAGCUACGCCAAGGCAGCAGCAGCGACAACAGCACCAGGAGCAGCGAGCCCUGUGUGGGCGGUGGACGGAAACCUGCCGAGCGCACGCAGGGUCGCUAUAAUUCU